CACGUACAGAUUUUUAGUCUUCAUACUCAAGACAUACUUCACUAAGAGAGAAUGGCUAGUGACAGGAUCUAUGCUGCUUUACCUGAGCCGCCUCGUCAAAGCCAAGCAGAAAGCAAAGAAGAAGAAAAGAAGGCUUUUGGGAAUAUUUUUGCAGAGUUGGAAUCUGUGGACUUACCUCUUGGAACCACCUUAAGGUCUAUUUAUGAUGACCAACCCAAUGCCCACAAGCGCUUCAUGGAAAAGCUUGAUGCCAGGAUCAGGAAUCAUGACCGUGAGAUUGAAAAGAUGUGCAAUUUUCACCACCAAGGGUUUGUGGAUGCCAUCACAGAGCUCCUCAAAGUCCGUGCUGAUGCAGAAAAACUGAUGGGUCAAGUGACAGACACUAAUCGAAGACUACAAGAUGCAGGCAGGGAGGUGACAGCUCAGACAGAGGAGGUGAUUCGCUGUCGGGUCCAGCAGAGGAACAUGGCGACCACUGUGGAGAAACUCCAACUCUGUAUACCAGUGCUAGAAAUGUACAGCAAGUUAAAGGAGCAGCUGGAAUCCAAAAGAUAUUAUGCCGCACUAAAAACCAUGGAGCAGUUAGAGAAGGUCUAUAUCCCAAGGGUCAGUCAGUACAGGUUCUGUCAGAUCAUGGCUGAAAAUCUGCCCAGACUGAGAGAGGAGAUCAAAGACAUCUCCAUGUCAGACCUCAAAGACUUCCUGGAGAGCAUUCGAAAGCAUUCAGACAAGGUUGGAGAGACUGCCAUGAGACAGGCACAGCAGCAUAGGACCUUUAACAGUGCAGUAGCCAAGCAGGCCAGUAUGGGCCACUACAUCAAGCCCGUGUACUCUCUCAAUGAGCGAACUCAUGCUCACACUCCCAACGGCCUGCUGAUGGAUGAUGACACUGGAGAUGAUGAGGCUGAUGAAGAGAUUCUUACAGCUCAGGAUCUGGUGGACUUCUCGCCCGUCUACAGGUGUCUACACAUCUAUACUGUGUUGGGUGACCGAGAAACAUUUGAGAACUACUACAGGAAACAGAGGAAAAAACAGGCCCGGCUAGUUCUGCAGCCGCAGGCUAACAUGCAUGAGACAGUGGAAGGCUACAGAAGAUACUUCAAUCAGAUUGUGGGGUUCUUUGUUGUAGAGGACCAUAUCCUCCAUGCCACUCAAGGGCUGGUGACCAGAGCUUAUACUGAUGAACUGUGGAACAUGGCGCUGUCCAAGAUCAUCGCUGUACUCCGGACACACUCUUCAUACUGUGACGACCCAGACUUGGUGCUGGAGCUGAAGAAUCUCAUAGUCAUCUUUGCUGACACACUACAGGGGUUCGGCUUCCCGGUAAACCGUUUGUUUGACCUGCUGUUUGAGGUUAGAGACCAGUACAACGAAACCCUGCUGAAGAAAUGGGCACUGGUUUUCAGAGAGAUCUUUGAACUGGACAACUACAGUCCCAUCCCAGUGGAGACAGAGGAGGAAUAUAAACUGGUUGUCAGCCGCUUUCCCUUCCACGAUGCUGAGAUAGAGAAGCAGGACUUUCCUAAGAAGCUGCCAAUGUCCCAGUCUGUCCCUCAGAUCUACACCCAGGUCAAAGAGUUCAUUUACGCCAGCCUCAAGUUCUCCGAGUCACUACACCGCAGUUCAACAGAGAUUGAUGACAUGUUGCGAAAAUCUACCAACCUGUUGCUGACAAGAACUCUCAGCAGUUGUCUGCAAAACCUUAUCAAGAAACCUCACAUAGGACUGACCGAGCUGGUACAGAUCAUCAUUAAUACCACCCACCUGGAGCAGGCCUGCAGGUAUCUGGAGGAAUUCAUAACAAACAUCACCAACGUCUCCCCAGAAACAGUUCACACCACAAGACUCUACGGACUGUCGACCUUCAAGGAUGCUCGUCAUGCUGCAGAGGGAGAGAUUUAUACCAAACUGAACCAGAAGAUCGAUGAGUUCAUCCAGCUAGCAGACUACGAAUGGGGCAUGGCCGAGUCUGACGGCCGCGCUUCAGGGUAUCUCAUGGACCUGAUCAACUUCCUACGAUCUACCUUCCAGGUGUUCACACACCUCCCGAAUAACAACAAUGAUCAUGCAUCAAUGUCG
Maylandia zebra (zebra mbuna) is the source of this 2079-nucleotide messenger RNA. NCBI's taxonomy places the organism in Eukaryota, Metazoa, Chordata, Actinopteri, Cichliformes, Cichlidae. The record is from RefSeq and is a predicted model, not a curated record.